This is a messenger RNA of Olea europaea var. sylvestris, 945 nucleotides long. RefSeq lists its product as uncharacterized. The record is from RefSeq and is a predicted model, not a curated record. The transcript has a single exon. The coding region runs from base 242 to 751 and encodes 169 amino acids. NCBI's taxonomy places the organism in Eukaryota, Viridiplantae, Streptophyta, Magnoliopsida, Lamiales, Oleaceae.
UUCCAAACUUCUCAAAAAGCCAAGAAUUUGCGCACACAUACAGGCACUAAUAAACACAUCUAUUCUUACAUCCUUCUCUUUUUUGACCAUCCAAUCGAAUUCUUGAUUUUUCCGAAAUUCGUACUACUAAUAUCUGGGUUUCUUGUCUUUAUUCAUAAUCAGAUUCUUGAUUUUAUCUCAAAAAAACUUUGAUUCUUAUCAAUUAUUUGUUUCUUUACUUCAAAUUUCUUGUAUCGGCAUCAUGAAGGUUCAUCCAGUGCCAAGAAAACGCAACAUCACUCUGCGAUACGACAUCACAUCAGUCCUUGCUCAGGCGAACACUUGUAGGCAAAAGAAGCUCCGGAGGCUCCCGCACAUAUUCGCCAAGGUCCUUGAGCUCCCUUUCCACUCCGAUGCCGACGUCUCGAUCGAGGAAACUCCUGAAUUCCUUAAAUUUGCUGUUGAUACUGAUGACGUCAGUGACGACGUGACUGCCGAUGCAAUUGAGAUCUACCCUGGAGUGACCAAGAUUGUAAUCCGGGGAAAUGGUAUCGUUGACUUGUCGGGAAGUGAGUUGGAGCUCGAUCUAUGGCGGUUUCGUCUCCCAGAAUGUACGCGGCCGGAGCUAGCUACCGCGGCUUAUGGCAGCGGGGAGCUGGUCGUGACGGUACCGAAGGGUACGGAGGAGGAGGACGGCAGUGGCGGUGGAGGCGGAGAUGACGACGUAGACGGUGGAGAUAUUGGCGCUGGGAGGCUUGUUUUUGUACAGUAAAAAUUACCUCACUCCCCCCUUUUUAGGAUUUACUUCGCUUAAUUUCGCGUCAGUCUUAGAAUUCAAUUGUUGUUUGAGGAGUAAUUUAUUUGAUUUCACGGUUAAAUGGAAAAUUUCUCCUUUGCAAUUUCUUGAUUUUGAUGCAUAAUUCUUGGAGUAAAUUUGUUUUUUGUAAAAGGAUUCUGUUUUGAUAA